Neltuma alba is the source of this 540-nucleotide messenger RNA. Its product is annotated as UDP-glycosyltransferase 87A2-like. Gene Ontology annotation, molecular function: UDP-glycosyltransferase activity. Lineage: Eukaryota; Viridiplantae; Streptophyta; Magnoliopsida; Fabales; Fabaceae. The record is from RefSeq and is a predicted model, not a curated record. The transcript has a single exon. The annotation marks the transcript as partial.
AUGAAUAACAACCAUGACACAGAUGGCCAGAACCCCAACUACAUAGAAUGGCUCAAUUCUCAACCAAGAGGCUCUGUUCUGUACAUAUCUUUAGGGAGUUUUCUCUCUGUUUCAAGACAGCAGGUGGAUGAACUCGUCGCUGGUGUACGUGAAAGUGGUGUGAGAUUCUUGUGGGUGGCUCGCGGAGACAACUGGAAGCAAGAUUUUGGAGCAAGAGGGCUUGUUGUGUCUUGGUGCGAACAAUUGAAGGUUCUGUGCCAUCCUUCUGUGGGGGGAUUUUUGUCCCAUUGUGGCUGGAACUCAGUUUUAGAGGCGACUUUCGCUGGUGUUCCUAUUCUUACUUUCCCGAUAUUCUUUGAUCAGACUCCAAACAGUAAGCAAAUUGUAGAGGAUUGGAAAGUUGGAUGGCGGGGAAGAGAACGCACAGGAGUUGAUAAUGUUGUGACGAGAGAGGAAAUAUCAGUGCUUAUAGGGAGAUUUAUGAAUUCUGAAAGUACGGAAUGUGAUGAGCUGAGGAGAAAAGCAAAACAAGUUCAAGAG